AUGCCGUCGCCAUUCCUUACCCCCGGCUCCCACUCCGGCCUCGAUCAGCUCGCCCUCCUCCACCUCCGUCGCGACCAGGCCAUUCCGACUGUCCUCCGCCUUCAAGAUGAUCAAGACGCUGGCUACAAAGAGGGCAAAGUCGAGACCACUCGAUUCGGCUCAUUCCCCCACACCACCCUCGUUGAUCAACCAUGGGGAUCGCAAAUCGGCGCCUCCAAAGUCGACACGGGAUCGCGACGAGGCCGAGGACCUCAGAAAAAGAACCAGAAGCUCAAGCGUAAAGCAGACGAGAUAGACUCGGCCACCCCUGUCGAGGGCGAGAACACAUCAUCUCCCAAGGCUGCUGUCGCUGCAUCCAGCGGUUUCCUUCACCUGGUCUACCCCACUCCCGAACUAUGGACGACAUCCCUUCCCCAUCGCACACAGGUUGUCUACACGCCGGACUACAGCUAUAUCCUCCACCGUCUGCGCGCCCGUCCGGGAAGCACCGUCAUCGAAGCAGGAGCAGGCAGUGGAUCCUUCACGCACGCGGCUGUUCGAGCAGCCUUCAACGGAUACCCCACCGACGACUCGCCCGCGACGAAGAAGAGAAGACUAGGCAAGGUCUGCAGUUUCGAGUACCACGAACAGCGCGCAGAAAAAGUGCGCCAGGAGCUACACGAACACGGUCUUGACGGACUAGUCGAAGUGACGCAUCGCGACGUCUACAAGGACGGUUUCCUGCUUGGCGAUCCCAAGACUGGCAAGUCUCCCAAGGCCAAUGCAAUCUUCCUGGAUCUGCCUGCUCCCUGGCUGGCUCUGAAGCAUCUCGUCCGCCACCCGUCCGACGGUAGUGAAUCUCCGCUCGACCCCGACUCCCCAGUGUACCUCUGCACAUUCUCGCCCUGCCUAGAGCAAGUCCAACGAACCAUCAGCACCCUCCGCCAGCUCUCCUGGCUCUCCAUAUCCAUGGUGGAGGUAAACCACCACCGCAUCGAAGUGAAGCGGGAAAAGACCGGUCUGGAGUACGAGCGCGUCCGCGGCGCAGUAGUCUUCCCGAAGGAUGUCGACGAGGCCGUCACCAAGAUGCGCCAAGUCGAGGAGCAUUCCCGGAAAUAUCGCGAAAUGAUGCAUCAGCUAGACGACGAGGAGAACAGCACGCCUGCGGCUAAGCCCGAGAUUAAGAAAGAGCAAGAGACCAAGACCGAAGAAGAGGAAAUCUCCGCCCAACAACAACCCUCGACUAUCCCACCUUACAAGCAAGGUCGCUUGGUCCACCGCUCCGAGCAGGAUCUGAAAACGCACACAUCCUACCUGUUGUUCGCUGUUCUUCCCCGUGACUGGACUGAGGAAGACGAGCAAAAGUGCCGCGAGAAAUGGCCUCCGCAUCAGGUCGACUUGACUCAACCUGAGAAGCCCAAGGGGAGGAAGCAGCUCAAGAGGGAGCGGAAGGAGCGGGAAGAGGAGGAGCAGAAGAAACAGCAGCAGCAGCAGCAGCAGCAAGGGGAACCGACAGCACCGGUAGCACAGGAGCAAUCAGCCGCCCCUGAGCAGGCUGAAUAG
This is a messenger RNA of Aspergillus niger, 1542 nucleotides long. RefSeq lists its product as uncharacterized. Bases 1 to 1542 code for a protein of 513 amino acids. The record is from RefSeq and is a predicted model, not a curated record. The transcript has a single exon. Gene Ontology annotation, cellular component: nucleus; tRNA (m1A) methyltransferase complex. NCBI's taxonomy places the organism in Eukaryota, Fungi, Ascomycota, Eurotiomycetes, Eurotiales, Aspergillaceae. Gene Ontology annotation, biological process: tRNA methylation.